AUGUUCAUCUCAUUACCCAGUCGUUGCGAACCCUCAGCCAGACAGUCAAUACGAUCACCAUUAACGCCUCCGUCGGUCACUCCUCCAUCGGUCAGCGUAACGGGGUCGUCGACAAUGCAGUGUGAGAGGGAUCGUUGCAAGUCUCCAACAACAAAGGCUCAUACAUUACUCGCAAAGGUAGCGACAGUAGUAGCUACAUCGCCUCAACCAACCCAGCCUCAACCCACAGCUCCAAGGAUGGCAGCCUCAAUAUCGAAUUCGAGUUCAGCAAGCAACUCACCUCUGUCAACACCACCUAGUGAGGGAGGGCACUUCCCAUUCGGCAUGAUUUCAAAGGAGUUGCCAGAGAGUCCUGAUGGUGGCUACGUUAGUUUCCCAGUGUUUGAGGAGUGGGAUUACAAGUCCGACGACGAGAGGGACGGCGGCUCACCCCCACCACACAAACGGUGA
Messenger RNA from Morchella sextelata, 450 nucleotides. RefSeq lists its product as uncharacterized. Bases 1 to 450 code for a protein of 149 amino acids. The record is from RefSeq and is a predicted model, not a curated record. The transcript is spliced from 2 exons. Lineage: Eukaryota; Fungi; Ascomycota; Pezizomycetes; Pezizales; Morchellaceae.